CCUCUCCGCGCAGUCCCCGCUCCGCGCCUUGGCCCUGGGUGCUUUCAGCUCCCGCAGGCUCUCCGCCCAGCGCCCCUCGGCCCCCGCCCCGCUGGCCGGACAGGGAAGAGCACAUGGCCAGGCCCCCCAUCCAUGCUGCCCCCAUGCUGUUCCUCAUCCUCCUGGUGCUCCUGCAGCUGAGCCUGGCAGACUCCCUGGCACCUGCAACGCCUGCUCGGAACCUCCCUGAGAAUCACAUCGACCUCCCAGGUCCAGCACUGUGGAUGCCUCAAGCCAGCCACCACCGCCGGCGGGGACUGGGCAAAAAGGAGCGGAGCCCAGGCAUGCCCAGCCGGGCCCAUGAUGGAGCUGUGGUCACCACCACCAGGCAGGCUUCCAAGCUUCCUGAGGCUGGGGAGCUGCUGCCUAGGCAGAUUCCCGCAGGCCUGCUUCAGGACAAGGACCUGCUCCUGGGGCUGGCGUUGCCCUACCCAGAGAAGGAGACUCAGUCUCCAGGGUGGGAGAGGGCAAAGAAACGCAGCAGGGAGCACAAGAGACGCAGAGACCGACUAAAACUGCACCGAGGCCGUGCCUUGGUGCGAGGCCCCAGUUCCCUGAUGAAGAAGAUGGAGCUCUCAGGAGACCAGGCCCUGGAUGCCGCCAUGGAGGAGUCCUCUACCAGCCUGGCCCCCACGAUGUUCUUCUUGACCUCUUUUGAGGCAGCGCCAGCCACAGAAGAGUCCCUGAUCCUUCCCGUCACCUCCCUGCAGCCGCAGGCACAGCCCAGGCCCGACGGAGAGGUGAUGCCCACCCUGGACAUGGCCUUGUUCGACUGGACCGAUUAUGAAGACCUAAAACCUGAUGUCUGGCCUUCUGCAAAAAAGAAAGAGAAACACCGGGGUGCUCUCUCCAGUGAUGGAAAUGAAACAUCUCCAGCAGAAGGAGAGCCCUGUGACCAUCACCAAGACUGCCUGCCAGGGACCUGCUGUGACCUGCGGGGGCAUCUCUGCACGCCCCACAACCGAGGCCUCAACAACAAAUGCUUUGAUGACUGCAUGUGUACGGAAGGUCUGCGCUGCUACGCCAAAUUCCACCGGAACCGCAGGGUCACGCGGAGGAAGGGGCGCUGCGUGGAGCCCGAGACAGCCAACGGCGACCAGGGAUCCUUCAUCAACGUUUAGUGGCCCCGGGAGGCGUCUCCCCACCAGCCUGGGGACUGGGUCCCGGAAAGUUUGGUGAAGCCGGGCAAUGUGUUCCUGACUACCCCUGAGAGAUCACACGGGGGACCCGAUGACUGAGGCUGCAGACUCAGGCCCAGGAUGUUCAGUCGCAGGAGCGAAGUGGCUGGGUGCAUGAGCUGCCGGGCCCAGGAGCCCAGCGGCCGCACACCCGCACCCACGGUUCGGACCUGCUCAACCCGCGUGGCCAGGCUCUUCGCGAAGUCGAUGUCGAGAGUGCUCUCUACUGUCCGCCAGCAGCACUGCAACAGUUUCCAGUUAACCAAGAGGCUUUGGAGUGUGGAAAAGAGAUGUGGCCUCCCUGACAGGGAGCCCGAGGGUAGGUGAUGAACAAGGAAUGACUCCUCUGUGCCAGGCACUACGCUAAGUGUGUGACAUACCUUAUGUCACUGAGUGAGCACAACAACCUUUUCAGGUAGCAUUAUCACUAUCUUACAGGUGAGGACACUGAGGCACAGGUGCGUUACAUGACUUGUCCAAGGUCCCAAAUCCACGUUCCCCAAACUUUAAUGUGUGUAAAAGUCACCUGGGGAUCCAGCUACAAUGCAGACUCUGAUUCAGUCAAUUCUGCAUUUUUAACAUGCUCCCAGGGAAUGUUCACACCGCUGGUCUAGGAUGCCCUUGAAAGGGGCCAGGUCCUAGGGAGCAGAUGGCAGAGCGAGGGUCUGAACCUGGGCCAGGGCUAUCGCGUUGCAGUGCCCACCUCCUUGCCUCUCCACAACUAAGAGCUGCCUCCAGGUUCUCCGUGUAGCGUGUGCCCCUGGUAGUUCUUUCACGGUAGUUGGGAAGACUUGGCUGUUCUCUGCCUUCCCUGAACAAAGGUAUCAUCUCCCAAAAUGAAGCAAAAUGCACAUUAAGCACCUGUUUGUGUGUGAAGGACGAUUUGGGCAGAUUGCUCCCUGCCCUCUGAUCGUUGAUAUUCUGACAUGUGAGGUGCUGGGAGAGAACAAUAGUGUUGUUCCUUAUAUUAUUGGGUUGUCAGAGAGUCACGAUGUAUUCUUUCUGGUUUUCCAUGCAAAAAUGCACGUGACUCUUCCAACAACCCCAUACUAUAUUCUUGCUGUCCAGCCCUGGGGCAUGUGCUUUCUAGUUGCUUCUACCGAGAGCUUCUACCCCAGGGUGCUGGUGCAAGCAUGGCCUGUAAAAGUGCAUGUACAUUGGGCUGGCCAGUGGUGUGGUGGUUC
Messenger RNA from Tupaia belangeri chinensis (Chinese tree shrew), 2401 nucleotides. It is a transcript of the gene DRAXIN, whose product is annotated as dorsal inhibitory axon guidance protein. Bases 114 to 1160 code for a protein of 348 amino acids. Lineage: Eukaryota; Metazoa; Chordata; Mammalia; Scandentia; Tupaiidae. Gene Ontology annotation, cellular component: extracellular region. Gene Ontology annotation, biological process: forebrain development; commissural neuron differentiation in spinal cord; axon guidance. The record is from RefSeq and is a predicted model, not a curated record. The transcript has 7 exons.